AUGUUGAGUGUAGAGGAAAUUGCAAUUCUUGGAGUUGGCGCUGUGACUGCAUUCUUUGUGUUGGUGUUUGCACUGACAUUGUUGAUUGUGUUGCUGGUCGCCAAUAAGUAUGUUAGGUCAGCAUCAUCUGGAAAGAGUUCAAUGUCAUCAAUGGGCACAAUGAAUAAGAAUAGCAAUGACAUUGGAGGUGAGGAUAGCCCCGACAACAUGUCAGACAGCAGCAUAGAUUAUAUAGAGUUUGUCGGUCGCAAGCAGUACGUGGUCGUGCUGAUCACCUCUGUGAUGGCCGUCGUACUGUUUGAAUUGACUGUACUAGUAUUGGUGAUAUUCGAUCGUCUGCCACUACCUGCUGGCAUCAUCAUAAUGGUGUUGGUCGGCUGCACCUACUGGCUGUCAUUCAUCAUCCCCUCCAACACAGAGGUCAUUGCCAAGUCAUUGACACGCAAUCCACUCUCACGAUGGGCGCGUCGCUGCGUGUGGAAGCUGAAGCAUCGCACGCUCUACUGCGUUCUCAGCUUUGUGUUCAUCGCAAUGAUACUCCUGGCGCCCACCUUGGCACUCUGGGGCAUUUGCGAGGACAACCUGCAACUCAUCGACACGCGUCUCAUGCGCCGAUACAUGUCACCAUCGUGCCCCGCCGGCGCACCAUGUCUCAUCUAUCUCACGUUGAACGAGAACCCGCACAACUCGGUCAUUGCCAACUAUCACACGCCACACUCAUCGCCAUCCACCCAAUGUCUCUACGACACAUUGUCCGCCAAUGGCAACAACACCAACUACAGAUUCAAGGCGAGCGGCGAGCAGUUUGCCAUGCCCAACCUCGAGGUGUCCAGAUACAUUCACUGGGUGCACAUCGAUGGCCUGACGCCCAACACCACAUACUACUUUGUCUGCGGCUGCAACGAGCAGGGAUGGACGAAUGAGCGUCGCUUCAAGACUCUCUCGGAUGACCCACAAGCACCAGUCACAUUUGUCGUCGGUGGCGAUGUAGAUACCACAGAGACUGCGACUCGCGUGUCCAAGGUGGCCGCGCUUCAAUCACCUCAGUUCGCACUGAUAGGCGGUGAUCUCGCAUACGAUCGUGCACAAUACACAUGCUACAGGAUCUUGGACAAAUGGCUCGAUCAAUGGCAGACGACAAUGGUCACGCCACAAGGCUACACCAUCCCCAUGGUGGCCGCAAUUGGCAACCACGAGGUCAUUGGCAACUAUGGCGCCACAAAGGAUCGCAUACCAUUCUUCCUGCGCUACUUCCCUCAGAUGGUCAAGUCGGACGACCCUGGCCAGAACAUACAGGCGCGCUCAACAUACAGCGCGUUUAACAUUGGUGGACCCAACGGCACGGUUGUCUUCCGUCUGGACUCGGGUCACAGUGCGACCUAUCCCGAGCAGACGUCGUGGAUGCUCGACCAACUCAAGAACAAGUACAACAACACACAGUAUCGAUUCGCAAUCUAUCACGUGCCGGCCUAUCCCACGAUCAGAGUGUACGAGACGCCGGCCUCGGCAGACGUUCGCAAGAAUUGGAUACCAGUGUUUGAUGAACACAAGUUCCAAGUAUCAUUUGAGAACCAUGAUCAUGCCUACAAGAGGACACUACCAAUGUAUGCCAAUCAAGUGGUCAAUCAAUCAUCACCAGCUGGACAAAAGGGCACAGUAUACAUGGGUGAUGGAUCAUGGGGAGUAGACCUCAGACCAACUGCAGCACAAAGAUGGUACCAAGCCAAGAUUGCAAAGAUUAAUUAUAUAUUAAGAGUUGACCUCAAUAGCACUCAGAUGACUUAUACAGCUUUGGAUGAAGAAUCACAAUCGUUUGAUGAAGGUGUAGUUGACCGAUGA
This is a messenger RNA of Acytostelium subglobosum LB1, 1839 nucleotides long. RefSeq lists its product as hypothetical. Lineage: Eukaryota; Evosea; Eumycetozoa; Acytosteliales; Acytosteliaceae. The transcript is spliced from 2 exons. The coding region runs from base 1 to 1839 and encodes 612 amino acids. The record is from RefSeq and is a predicted model, not a curated record. Gene Ontology annotation, molecular function: acid phosphatase activity; metal ion binding.